CACGAAAUACACGACACGAAGUUGAGCACUAGAGCAGCAGCAACGACGACGAUGGCCACCGUUGGCACCGAGUCGCAGCAGCACCAGCACCAGGCGAACGUCGUCUUGCCGGACGGUCGCAAGGUGGUGGACGAGGUGUCCGGCUGGCUGCGCGUGUUUGACGACGGCAGCAUCGACCGCACGUGGACGGGGCCGCCUGAGGCUCUUCCGCUGAUGCAGCGCGUGGAGCCCUAUGCCGUGCCCCGCGACGGCCACACGCUCCACGACCUCCCCGGGGAGCCCGACCUCCGCGUCUACCUCCCCGAGCUCAACCCUGCAGGCGGGCGCCUCCCUGUCAUCGUGCAGCUGCACGGCGGCGGCUUCUGCAUCUCCGACCCGUCAUGGCUCAUGUACCACCACUUCUACGCGCGCCUCGCGUGCGCCGUCCCCGCCGUGGUGGUCACCGCCCAGCUCCCGCUAGCGCCAGAGCACCGUCUGCCCGCCCAGAUGGACGCCGGCGUCGACGUGCUCCGCCGGCUCCGGUCCAUCGUCACAGCUGACACGGGCACGCUCGAGGACCCGGCGGCCGAGCUCCUCCGCAAGGCCGCGGACGUCUCCCGGGUGUUCCUCGUCGGGGACAGCUCCGGCGGCAACCUGGUCCACCACGUGGCCGCGCGCGUCGGCGAGGAUGGCGCGGACGUCUGGGCGCCGCUCCGCAUCGCCGGCGGCGUCCCGAUCCACCCGGGGUUCGUGCGCGCCGCGCGGAGCAGGUCGGAGCUGGAGAACACGUCGGACUCGGUGUUCUUCACGCUGGACAUGGCCGACAAGUUCCUGGCCAUGUCGCUCCCGGAGGGCGCCACCAAGGACCACCCGUUCACGUGCCCGAUGGGCCCGAACGCGCCGCCGCUGGAGUCCGUGCCGCUGCCGCCGAUGCUGGUGGCCGUGGCGGAGAAGGACCUCAUCCGCGACACCAACCUCGAGUACUGCGAGGCGCUGCGCGCCGCCGGCAAGGAGGUGGACGUACUCAUCAACCGCGAUAUGAGCCACUCCUUCUACCUCAACAAGUUCGCCGUCGACAUGGACCCAACCACCGGGGAACGAGCGCAGGAGCUCAUCGAUGCCAUCAAGAGCUUCGUUGCCCGCCACUAAAUUGCAAAGCAUAUAUCCCGCACCUGCUGUGUUGCUUAUUGUGUUAUGUGUUCUACCGUCAGCGUCAUGUUUGUCUGCCAUUAAUUGAGUCGAUCGACCUAUGUGUGAGUUUUACGUCCAUAUAUGCUUCUGGAUUGUGCAUCAAUCAAUCUGUUUAGUUGCUGUCUAGUCCCUAUUUGGGACUGUUUGCAUUUGCGUAUUGCGUCCACAGUCAACCCAACUGUUU
Messenger RNA from Lolium rigidum, 1354 nucleotides. RefSeq names its product probable carboxylesterase 15. Bases 52 to 1128 code for a protein of 358 amino acids. Gene Ontology annotation, molecular function: hydrolase activity. NCBI's taxonomy places the organism in Eukaryota, Viridiplantae, Streptophyta, Magnoliopsida, Poales, Poaceae. The transcript has a single exon. The record is from RefSeq and is a predicted model, not a curated record.